Molecule: messenger RNA, 2172 nt
Organism: Hevea brasiliensis (rubber tree)
Lineage: Eukaryota; Viridiplantae; Streptophyta; Magnoliopsida; Malpighiales; Euphorbiaceae
Product: external alternative NAD(P)H-ubiquinone oxidoreductase B1, mitochondrial
Exons: 10
Coding region: 177-1928 (583 amino acids)
Molecular function (GO): NADH dehydrogenase activity; calcium ion binding
Source: RefSeq, a predicted model, not a curated record
AAAUUCUAAUACAGCAAUCGGAAGGAUGACUUGUACGGGGCUCGUGAUCAACGGAGAAGAAAACGCAUCCAUUCUCUCCUUCUUCACUGCACAGAAUCUCAGUCAAAGCUUUCUAUCGCUGUGAAGAGAACUAAAGUUCCUGCUUGAUCGGAUCAGAUAUUAACUCUGGUUUCCCAAUGACGAUCAUCUCCUUUUUUAAGAGAGCUUCGCAAGCUUUCCAUGGAUGCUCUUCUUACACUAAGCUUCUCAUUCUCUUCACUACUUUUAGCAGUAGUGGAGGUAUAGUGGCUUAUUCUGAGUCACAGUCAGAAAUCAACAACACACCCCCUGCUGAGUUUAAUCGAAAUGAGCGCAAAAAGAAGAGAGUAGUGGUUCUGGGAACAGGAUGGGCUGGUAUUAGUUUCCUUAAAAAUCUGGAUGUUUCUUCAUAUGAUGUUCAAGUUGUUUCACCCCGGAAUUAUUUUGCAUUCACCCCUCUGUUACCCAGUGUCACCUGUGGAACAGUUGAAGCUCGAAGCAUUGCAGAGCCAGUUCGAAAUAUUAUAAAGAAGAGAAAUGGAGAAAUUCAAUUUUGGGAGGCAGAAUGUGUCAAGAUUGAUGCUGCAAACAACAAAGUUUUCUGCAAGCCCAAUUUUGGGAGCAGUGUGGUUGGGACUGAAGAUUUUUCUCUGGAAUAUGACUAUUUAGUUAUUGCAGUGGGAGCCCAAGUAAACACUUUCAACACCCCUGGUGUCAUGGAGAACUGCCAUUUUCUUAAGGACUUGGAAGAUGCUCAGAAGCUCCGAAGGAGUGUGAUUGAUUGUUUUGAAAAGGCUGCUCUUCCUAACCUAACUGAAGAAGAGCGUAGAAUAAACCUUCAUUUUGUAGUUGUUGGAGGAGGUCCUACUGGUGUGGAGUUUGCUGCAGAGCUGCAUGACUUUCUGCAAGAAGAUUUAGUCAAUAUUUAUCCAAUGGUUAAAGAUCUAGUGAAAAUAACUGUGAUCCAAUCUGGAGAUCACAUUUUGAACAUGUUUGAUGAGAGAAUCAGUUCGUUUGCUGAACAGAAGUUUCAAAGGGAUGGUAUUGAAGUUAAAACAGGAUGCCGAGUUCUUAGUGUUUCUGAUAAAGAAAUCACCAUGAAGGUGAAAUCCAAGGGAGAAGUUUGCUCCAUACCACAUGGAUUGGUUGUAUGGUCUACCGGAGUUAACACUCGCCCAGUUGUGAGGGAUUUCAUGGAGCAAAUUGGGCAGGCCAAUAGACGUGCUCUUGCAACUAAUGAAUGGCUGCGAGUAAAGGGAUGCGAAAAUGUAUAUGCACUUGGAGAUUGUGCUACAAUAGAUCAACGAAAGGUCAUGGAAGAUAUUGGGGCCAUUUUUAAAGCUGCAGACAAAGACAACUCUGGUACCUUGACUGUUCAAGAAUUUCGAGACAUAAUAGAUGACAUCCUCAUAAGGUACCCUCAAGUGGGACUGUAUUUAAGAAACAAGCAUCUGAUAGAUGUUGCAGAUUUGCUGAAAGAUCCUGAGGGGAAUGACAGAAAGGAAGUGGAUAUUGAAGGGCUUAAGCAAGCCCUUUCCCAUGUGGAUUCACUGACGAAAAGCUUGCCUGCAACUGCACAGGUUGCUGCUCAACAAGGUACAUAUCUUUCUAGGUGCUUCAACCGUAUGGAGGAAUGCAAAGAUAAUCCUGAAGGCCCUCGACGUUUUAGAGGUUCUGGGCGUCACCAUUUCCGUCCCUUCGAGUACAAACAUUUUGGACAAUUUGCCCCUUUGGGAGGCGAGCAGGCUGCUGCAGAACUGCCUGGAGAUUGGGUUUCCAUGGGUCAUAGCACUCAGUGGCUCUGGUAUUCUGUAUAUGCAAGCAAGCAAGUUAGCUGGCGCACAAGGGUGUUGGUGGUCUCUGAUUGGACUCGGAGAUUUAUUUUUGGAAGAGAUUCAAGCCGUAUUUGAGGCAUUAAAUUGGUGACUCUUGUAAAUGUCUCAAGUUACACUAGUUUUUGCUAAUCAAUUGCAUGGUUAGCACCUAUUGGGAAUAUAUAUCUCUAUCAUGUAUGAUUUUUAUCUUAUUUUUUUCCUUGUAAAUUCAGAGAAUACACUUUCUUUGCUGGUACGCUUGAUGUGUUGAUAUGGCUUUCCAAUUUACUAGCUGAUUUAUGAAUGAGCAAGAAACUAAAUGUGCCACAGAUUUCUAUAA